Molecule: messenger RNA, 3149 nt
Organism: Lagopus muta (rock ptarmigan)
Lineage: Eukaryota; Metazoa; Chordata; Aves; Galliformes; Phasianidae
Gene: ANKRD16
Product: ankyrin repeat domain 16
Exons: 7
Coding region: 149-1081 (310 amino acids)
Molecular function (GO): protein binding
Source: RefSeq, a predicted model, not a curated record
AAGCCAUUGAGGAGCUGAGGGAGAGAACGUUCCCGGAGUUUGUUUAUCACCGCCCGUUCCGGGUGGGGGGCGGGGUUAGUGUGACGUCAUGGAGCCGCUGAUUGCGUCACGGUGACGUCAUACCGCAGGAGGAGCGCGGGCACAGAACAUGGCAGAGUGGCCAAGGCUGCUGACCUUGGCCCGCCAAGGAAAGUUGAAUCUUUUGGAGGCUGCACUGAGGGAUGGAGCUGCCACCAACCUACGCUGUGACCGCUCUGGGGACACACUGCUGCACGUGGCUGCUCGCCACGGCCACCUUCACCUUCUGGUUCUGCUGCUGGACACACUGGGCAUGGACGUGGAGGCUGCCAAUGGGGACUACAAGAGACCCCUCCAUGAAGCAGCUUCCAUGGGGCACAGGGAGUGUGUCUCCUACCUCCUGGCCAAGGGAGCCAGCGUGGAUUGUCUGAAAAGGGCUGAUUGGACUCCCCUAAUGAUGGCUUGCACCAGGCAGAACCUGGAGGUGAUCAAAGAGCUCGUGGAGCACGGAGCCAACCCGCUGCUGAAGAACAAGGAUGGGUGGAACUGCUUCCAUAUUGCAAGCAGGGAGGGCCAUCUCCAGGUCCUCCAGUACCUGUUGGCUGUGUCCCCGAGCAGCUGGGACACAGAGAGCACCAUCAGGAGAACACCACUGCACACAGCAGCAAUGCACGGCUGUUUUGAUGCUGUGGAGCUGCUCCUGGAGCGGUGCCAGUACAAACCUGACAGCAGGGACAAUUGUGGAGUCACACCCUUUAUGGAUGCUAUCCAGAACGGGCAUGUCAACAUUGCUCGACUGCUCCUGGAAAAACACCAGGCUUGUCCCACAGCCGUGGAUGCUCUGGGUGCUCAGCCUCUGCAUCGGGCAGCAGUCACAGCACAGGAUGGAGCCAUCCAAUUCCUUGUCUCUGAGCUGCGUGUCGAUGUCAAUGGGAGAGCAACAGCUCUACAGCUGACAGCACUGCACUAUGCAGCCAAGUCUUGUUGGUUUGGACCCUGGUGGAUCAGAAGCUGGUUUCCACGCCAGCAGCUUGCUGAACAGAAAAAGCCUCAUGUGCUGUGAGACACUGUUUGACCCAGGAGGUCGGAUUCUGGCUUUCCUGUAGCCAGACAUGGGAAAAGAGAUGUAGAAUGGUGGAGGGAGCUCCCAGUGCUUAUCAGUGUCCUUCAUACAACAGUUGUUUGGAAUUCCAGUCAGAGUUGUUUGAGCUUUCUCCUCCUCUUGUCUCAUGCCUGUGAAGAGUAAGGCUGUGCAUCCUGCAACGCUCCCUGGGCAUGCAGAGCAGAUCCCCAAAGCCUCCCUGCUGACCAGGAUUCCCCUUGAGGGCCUGCUGUCUCACUUCUGCUUUAUGCUGCUGGCUGCCUGUGCUCCAAAGGAAACAUCCCUGCUCAGAGCCCAGCAUGUCAAACUUCACAAGCUCAGAGUCUUGUAAUGGGAAUGGAGCAGCAUCCCCAUGCAAAAGCAUCAAUGACACUCACUGAGAGUGCUGGCAACAGCAUUCUCCUCCAGCAGGACCCAGCCGUGGCAUUUGCUGGCUCCCACAAAGGAAGCUUUUCUCCCAUGCUCUAAGAAACCAUGUUGAAAGCCCUUUUGGUUGCCAAGGGUACGUUGAACAGCAAAGCCAUUGGGGAAAACAAUGUGCCUUGGAGAAGAUCCCAGCUCUGUCUUGGCGAGUGGCUGAUUGGGGAGCAAUUUGAUGGGCUUCUCAUCCUUCCCGAGGCUCAGUGUCACUUUAUAUUUACAGCAUCAUUUGUUUUGGUGUUUGGGUUUUUUUUUUUGUUGUUUGUUUGUUUUCUUUAUUAUUUUGCAUUUAUAAAUACAUGAAAAUCAAAUUAUGCUUUCAACUCAAUUUGCUGCUGAGGCUCUGGCAGCGAAAGCAGUUCCUGGCUUUGCUGUUCUUUGCCACUGAGGGGGCCUGUGCAUGCAGCAGGGCAGUGGGAAUGUGAUGCUACUGAGUUGUAUGAUAAUGGGGGAAAGAGUGGGUGGUAGGGAUAAAAAUAAGGGCCUUCCACUCUCAUGCCACAUUACAAAGGCUAAUUCAUUGCAGGGAAGAAGGAAAUACAAUUAUUUAGGGAGAGAGGAUUUAUUUCAGGCCAAGCUUGUGCAGGCAGGAGGGGUGUGAGGGCUGCAUUGCAUUUCCCCCUGCAGCAUUUACAUUUGGCUGCUGGCAGAGGCAUUGUAGAGAGCACCAUGGGUUGUGCUGGUGUUUGAGUGUGGUGUUGUCCAUCUCCCAGGGCAUUACAAAUGCUGGAGCAAUCCUUUAGGAAGUGUGGAUGUCUGAAGGUACUGCAGAUAGAAGCACAGCAGGGCACGUCAGCAGCAGGUUCUUCUCUCUGAGCCGAGAUGCACCUCAAGAAGAGCAGCUGUAGAUCAGCUGUAGAUCUCCAUAAUACUUGCAGUAAAUUUACAGCAUGGGACAACAGCAGUUCUAUGGUGACAUUGUCCUUUUAAUAAGCAGCCAGCUGUCCUUUAUUAAAGGUAAGUCAGGGAUCCUAGGGCUCUGUGGCUAGCAGGAGUUAAAAGCAUUUUAAUUGAGUUACUCGAUGGGAGGAGAGGAAAAGGCAGGAUCUGUUGACAAAUCAGUGCACUAAUUUGCUAUUAAGAAACGUCUUUAGGUCUUGUCACCCAGUGCUAAGUCAGAGGUCAUUUGUGCAUUAACUCCUUUGUAGCCAUCAGCAAAAGCAAAACUGCUCUGGGAGAUGGUCCUCCUCUGAGUCUUUAGCUGUAACACCACCACCAGAGGCAUCCCUGCACGGUAGCAUCAACUUAAAUACUUGCAUUGCUUUUAAUUUGAAAUUGUGAGGAAAAAAUUGCAGAUUAUGCUCCUGGGAUGCCUCUUGCUUGCUUCUCCUGGCCUCUGGGUCAAAAUUGCUGGCAAGGGCUUCGCAGGAAGGCUGAGCAAAGGCUGAGCUGAGAGUCCUAUAGCAGCAAUGUGGCCAUGCGUGUGGGCAGUCCCUGGCUAAUGGAAUGGAUCUGCACAGCUACGAGCAUACAACAAAGAUUUCCAGCUGCUCUAAGAUCCUCUGGAUCUUGUAACAGCUCCUGGUGGUGCCAGAUUUGACCGUGGCAGAUUCACUUUGCAUCUGUGCCUUUCGCAGGUACCUGGAGAUUGCCUAUGUGGCCUUUUUCU